GGACGCAUUUAUUUGCUGCACGUCUGUGUGUCGCAGGCAAACGUGUCCUGAAAACAGGCGGCCCUGACGCUAACCCCGACUUCCCGCCACAUUACCGAGAGUUGACUUAACAAUGGACAAUGUGGCUGACGACUUUUAUCGGCAGCUUCCAAAAGUGGAGCUCCACGCUCACCUGAACGGCUCGGUGAGCUUCCAGACGAUGGAGAAACUGAUGAAGAGAAAGCCACACCUCAACAUUGAACACCACAUGACGGCCAUCGGCAAAGGACAGCAGCGGAGCCUGGACGAGUGCUUUCAGGUGUUCAAGGUCAUUCAUCAGCUGGUGGACACGGAGGAGGACAUCCUGAUGGUGGCCACAGAUGUAAUCAAGGAGUUUGCGGCUGAUGGUGUCAAGUACUUGGAACUUAGAAGUACACCAAGAGAGGAGACGAAAACAGGGCUGAACAAGAAGAAAUAUGUGGAAACCGUGAUUGGAGCCAUCCAGCAGUGCAAAGAGGAGGGCGUGGACAUUGAUGUCAGGUUCCUAGUGGCCGUUGACCGCAGGAAUGGCCCUGAGGUUGCCAUGGAGACGGUGAAAUUGGCUGAGGACUUCAUGCUGUCUGCUGAUGGGCUGGUGGUUGGACUUGAUCUGAGCGGCGAUCCAACGGUGGGCCACGGCAAAGACCUGCUGCCUGCCUUGCAGAGAGCCAAGAACAGUGGACUCAAGUUGUCGCUGCACCUCUCAGAAGUGGCGUCCCAGCGUGAGGAGUCCGAGUUGCUCCUUGGUCUCCCUCCAGACAGGAUCGGUCACGGCACCUUUCUACAUCCCGACGUUGGCGGAUCUCAGAGCCUUGUGGACAAAGUGACCAAGAACAACAUCCCUCUGGAGCUCUGCUUGACUUCCAACAUCAAAGGCCAAACUGUGCCGUGUUACUCCCAGCACCACUUCAAGUACUGGUACCAGUUGGGGCACCCCAGUGUCAUUUGUACGGACGACAAGGGAGUGUUCAGUACUGACUUGUCUCAGGAGUACCAGCUGGCGGCGGCCACCUUCGGUCUGGACCAGCAGGCCGUGUGGGUGCUCUCCCAGCGGGCCAUCGACUGCAUCUUUGCACCGGACGCGGUCAAGCAGCGGCUGAGACAAAAGUGGACUGAGUUACAGCCUCGGGUCCUCAAAUGAGCUUUUUUUUUAGACAGGCAGCUCUGCCAACGACUUACCUCAUGUUCUGGUAAAGGGAAAAUACUAACUCUUUUUUUAAUGUGUCCUAAUCCUUGUAGCAAUGAAGCAAAAACACUUAAUGAUCAAGUCAAAGUAUUUUGAUUAAAAAAAGCAUCUAUUUAUUCUACGUAAUUUAAUAAAGUGACAUCACUUGAACGCCUUCUUUCCAGAUUUGCCAUGUUUGUUCUUCUUGAACUUUCCAUGCUGGAUUUCCUUCUUCCUUUGCUUCCCAUGCACCACACCACCAUUGGCCGUCGCCUCGUUUCCUCCGCCCAGCUUCCUCUUCUUGUCACUGUCACAGUGGACUCACGUUAGCCUGCA
Messenger RNA from Entelurus aequoreus (snake pipefish), 1519 nucleotides. RefSeq names its product adenosine deaminase-like (gene mapda). The record is from RefSeq and is a predicted model, not a curated record. Gene Ontology annotation, molecular function: adenosine deaminase activity. Gene Ontology annotation, biological process: adenosine catabolic process; inosine biosynthetic process. The coding region runs from base 113 to 1159 and encodes 348 amino acids. The transcript has 10 exons. Lineage: Eukaryota; Metazoa; Chordata; Actinopteri; Syngnathiformes; Syngnathidae.